Messenger RNA from Dermochelys coriacea (leatherback sea turtle), 1324 nucleotides. RefSeq names its product dual specificity phosphatase 28 (gene DUSP28). The coding region runs from base 107 to 514 and encodes 135 amino acids. Gene Ontology annotation, biological process: protein dephosphorylation. Lineage: Eukaryota; Metazoa; Chordata; Testudines; Dermochelyidae. Gene Ontology annotation, cellular component: cytoplasm. The transcript has 3 exons. The record is from RefSeq and is a predicted model, not a curated record. Gene Ontology annotation, molecular function: MAP kinase tyrosine/serine/threonine phosphatase activity.
AGUUGCAGGGGCAGCCCACGGGUAGGCAGAGACAGCAGGUCCAAACCCCUCUUGCCUGUGAUGAUUGGCUUAUACACUGUAGCCUGCCCCAGUGUGUGGGGGCUCAAUGGUGACUGGCAGUAGCCAAAGACUGAGGCAGCAGCCAUUCCCAGGCCUUCACCAAGUUCAAAGCCUGCGGAUUCCUAUUUUUGAUGACCCUUUGGAGGACUUGUAUAAGUAUUUUGAACAGUGCAGCAAUGCCAUAGAGGACACAGUACAAAGUGGUGGAAAAUGCUUAGUUUACUGUAAAAAUGGCCGCAGCAGAUCUGCAGCGAUCUGCACUGCCUAUCUGAUGAGACACCAAAAUCUCUCACUCAAGGAUGCCUUUGAGACUGUGAAGACUGCCAGACCAGGAAUAAAGCCCAACACAGGAUUCUGGUAUCAGCUGCAGAGAUAUGAAGAACAUUUACAGAUGCAACAUCAGUUGGGUCAUUCUUCUGAAAAAAUGAUUUCUUCCAAAUAUAAUUCUGAUUAAAUUUUUCAAAGUUAAAUACAAUUGCUUCUAAAAGGCCUAGCAGGGCUGCAAAACCAACUAGAAGAACAUAAUACAUCCAGCCUUCUCUAUGUGUUUUUGAGGUUUGCAUGACAUUCAGAUUCUGCAGACUUUUUAAAAAAAAAAAAAAUUCUAACCUUUAUGGGUGCAAAGAUAAUCUUCCAAAUAUGAACAGAGUAUAACCAAAGCAGUAUUUUCCCCCAUCCUGUAAAAACCUACAACAAUGACAUGAGGUGUGAAUUUCCUGAUUCUCCAUUCAGCUCAGUGGGGUGCAGCUUUAAAGCCUAAUGAAGACUAAGUAUUUAACUGUUCAUCAUUUUGGCAGAUGAAAGGGGGUAGGAGAGCAGCCCCCAGGUGGUGGAAAUUGCUGCAGGGAAAAAAGUAGAGUGAAGCAAGGAAGAGAAAUGAAGAGGGACAAACAGAAAGGAUAGGGAAGGUAAAAAAGUGGCCCUGUCCUAAUGGUGAGCAUGUUUUCUCUUUUGAGUAAUACUAAAUAGUUACUAGGAUACUGAACAAAUAACUCUUCAUUACUACAUACAGGCUAUAUUCUACUCUUGAUCUUGGUACAAAGCUCCCAACAACAUGAGUGGGAGAACUACUGUGCUUUGAACAGUAUAUAAUUCAAAUCUGUACCCCAUCCAUUGGGCAAUAGUUAAGAGUUGAAUCUAGACUCUCCACAAAAUAAAUUUGACAGCCCUCACCUACUUGUUCAUGAGUAGGUCUAGAACUAGAAUAGAGGGGCAUUGUAGACCACAGGCUGAAUACUGGCAGAGUUCUGUGUGGGGAAUCUUA